CCCCAUCUAUUCUUCCGGACAUCAUUCAUUUAUCGAUUGCACCCGUUGCUAUGGUAACCAAUACACAAAGUUCAUUUUCAAAAUGGUUUAUGGUAGUGAGUGAGUUGGAAUUUGUAUUAUUUUUGUAUAAAAUGGUUCUCUAUGAAGUGUUUUCUCAUCCUGUAUUGUACACUUAUAAGGGUAGACUUUUUUCCAAGGCAACAGCUCUUAUAAUAUUCACAACAUUUUUGACAUUUCUCCUUCCUCUUUUGUUUGCUUACAAAAGUCAUGGAUUUUGGUUGAAAACAGCGUCCUACAGAGAAAAGCCGGAUGUCAGUUUCAAAUACGAGUACUUCUUUAUGCUACAUACUGAGAGGAUUGUAGAGCCGAUCAUAUGCACCUCAGUUCCAGUAUUGAAUAAUGUAUUCAAAAACAGGAACAGUUGUCCUAUAAUAAAAGUGAAAGAAGACGAUUUGAAUGCAGAUGGCUUCAACGAUAUUCUGCAUUUCGAAUUGGAGGCUCUGCUGAAUAAUGAUGAGAACGUAUUCGGACUGACUUUAAUAUUAAUAUUUGAGUAUAAUCUUUAUAGUCAUUGCUACCUAGAAAUGGAAAGCAUGGCUGUGGUUCAGGAGAUGACAAGUAUGCCUGCAUAUCGCUUUGACAUCGCAGCCGAUCUCCAGCUUAUUCAGAAAUCACCAAUGAAUCCAAGAAUUCGACAUACAAUGUACAGAGAUCCGAUAUUUCAGGGCAACAGCUUCAACCUUCAAGAGACGUUCAAAGAGUACUCCAUGAGGAAUCUGAGUACGCGUCUCUCGAACGGCUAUUCAACGUGGACAUAUGGUCGCGCAGCCACGGAUCCAUUCAUCCUGAAAGCUCAGAUCGACUACCCGGAGACCCUCGUUACCUACAAGCCCGCAUUUUGGCAAGAGAUCAAAUGGUCUUGGACGCAGUACUUUUCCGUGUUGGUGCCCAUCAUUCUAGUUUUUCGUCAGCUCAAGAAAUUCAUCUUCAGCAAUAAUCUAAUUCAUACUUUUUCAACUAUCCCAUGGAUCAAAGAUAGAUGAAUAUCAAUCAAUCACUGUCACUUCCACAUCGCCGUAACGUUAAAUUUAAUUCUUAUCAAUUGAAGAUAAUUCCUUUCAAUUUGUGAUUAGAGUCUCAUUAGAUUAGUAUGGAUUUUAUCAAAUAAACAAUAUUCUGACUUAAUCGUACUGAAUAUUUAAAUACUUAAAUAUUUGUGGAUUUAAGUGAAAUUUUUGAUUUUUUUUGUGAUUGUGAAGAAAGAUUUUGGUUUGGAUUUGUAUUUUGAAAUUAAUUAAUCUGAUAAAUCCAAAAUUAUUGUAGUACAUACAUUUUUUGGACUCAAAA
Messenger RNA from Nilaparvata lugens (brown planthopper), 1347 nucleotides. Its product is annotated as transmembrane protein 231. Gene Ontology annotation, biological process: regulation of protein localization; cilium assembly. Gene Ontology annotation, cellular component: ciliary transition zone; ciliary membrane. The record is from RefSeq and is a predicted model, not a curated record. The transcript has 5 exons. Bases 51 to 1043 code for a protein of 330 amino acids. Lineage: Eukaryota; Metazoa; Arthropoda; Insecta; Hemiptera; Delphacidae.